Molecule: messenger RNA, 831 nt
Organism: Aspergillus affinis
Lineage: Eukaryota; Fungi; Ascomycota; Eurotiomycetes; Eurotiales; Aspergillaceae
Gene: bud32
Product: serine/threonine protein kinase BUD32
Exons: 1
Coding region: 1-831 (276 amino acids)
Biological process (GO): protein phosphorylation
Cellular component (GO): cytosol; EKC/KEOPS complex; nucleus
Molecular function (GO): ATP binding; protein serine/threonine kinase activity
Source: RefSeq, a predicted model, not a curated record
AUGUCGGAAUACAAACCACCCGACCUCCCCUCGCCCUUCACACACACAGCCCCACCACCCACGCUCCUCACGCAAGGCGCCGAAGGCCACCUCUACAAAACGACCUACCUAACGCCGAACACAUACGCCGCGCUGAAAGUGCGCCCCUCGAAACCCUACCGCCACCCGAUCCUCGACCGCCGACUUACCCGCCAACGCAUUCUCCAGGAGGCGCGAUGCCUCGCGAAGCUAGUGCGCGAAGGGGCCAGCGUGCCGGCCGUGCUAGCGCUAGACUGGGAAGGUGAAGGGUCGGGGGCGAACGGGACCGGCGGGGCGUGGUUGAUGAUGGAGUGGGUGGAGGGGUUAGUGAUGCGGGUGGUGUUUGAGAAAUGGGAGGCGUGGAUGAAGAACGAAGGGGUUCUGGAGGCCGCGCGGAUCGAGGAAGAGAAGCGACGGGUGGGCGAUCUGAUGAGACGGAUUGGGCGCGCCGUCGGGGGAUUGCAUAAAGCGGCAGUGAAUCAUGGGGAUCUAACGACGAGUAAUUUGAUGCUGAGGCCGAUGACGAAGGGAUCGGGGUCCGAGUCGCAGAUCGAUGAUGAUGGGUAUCCGUCUAUGGAUGGGGAGGUGGUGAUUAUUGAUUUCGGACUAGCGAGUCAGAGUGUCCAGCCGGAGGAUCGGGCCGUGGAUUUGUACGUGCUGGAGAGGGCGUUUGCGAGCACGCAUCCGCGGACAGAGCCAUUCUUCGAGGAGGUGCUGGUGGGAUAUGCGGAGAGCUACAAGGGGGCUGGAGCGACGCUGAAGAGGCUGGAAGAGGUGCGUUUGAGAGGUCGCAAGAGGACUAUGAUCGGAUGA